AUGGGUAAUAAUAAGGUAUUUGCCGUUACUGUUUUCUUCAUCUGUUUCAGAGAAUGUCUGGAGACUACGGUGGUUGUAUCCGUUCUGCUGGCUUUCUUGAGACAGACUCUGGGAGAAAGAGAAGAAACCAAAGAUGUCUAUAAAAAGCUGGUCAAGCAAGUAUGGUGGGGAUGUGGGUUGGGAUUGGCUAUCUGUUUGGCUGUGGGAGCUGGCAUGAUCGGUGCCUUCUAUGGCCUGGGCACAGAUACCUUCUCUAGCACAGAAGACAUCUGGGAGGGUGUUUUAGGAAUUAUUGCCUCCUUGAUCAUUACAGUGAUGGGUGCUGCCCUUCUUCGUGUCUCAAAGCUACAGGAAAAGUGGCGGCUAAAGCUGGCCAAGGCACUUGCGACAGAGCACGACCCCGAUGAGAGUCGCAAGGCUAAAUUGAAGCGAUGGAUGGAGAAGUAUGUCAUGUUCUUCCUUCCGUUCAUCACUGUUCUUCGCGAGGGCUUGGAAGCUGUUGUCUAUGUUGGAGGUGUUGGCUUAGGUCUUCCUGCCUCGUCCUUCCCCCUCGCUGUAGUCUGUGGUCUGUUUGCUGGAUUCGUCGUUGGAUUUAUUAUCUAUAAAGGUGGACGAGAGUCAUCUAUGCAGAUCUUCUUGAUCAUCUCAACUUGCUUCCUUUACCUUGUUGCCGGUGGUUUGUUCUCUCGUGGUAUCUGGUACUUUGAAAACAAUGCCUGGAACAAGAUAAUAGGAGGUGAUGCAUCUGAGACUGGCUCUGGUCCAGGAUCUUACGACAUCUCAAAGAGCGUCUGGCACGUCAACUGCUGCAACCCUGAAAUCGGUGGUGGUGGUGGUUGGGGUAUCUUCAACGCCUUGUUCGGUUGGACCAACUCGGCCGACUACGGUUCAGUGAUUGGAUACAAUAUGUACUGGAUCAGUGUCAUGGUCGGCUACUCCCUGAUGAUUUUCCGUGAGCGACGAGGCGAGAUUCCAUACAUCGACCCUGCCAUGCAUCAAGUGAAGUGUGUCAAGGCCCGAACCAGAGCCUUUAUCUUCCGUCAGACCUACGAAGAGCCUGAGCGUACUUACGGCAAAUACCGAUUUGCCCAACCGGAAGUACCAGUCAUGAAAAACAUGUCAGAGUCGGAGAAGACCGGCUAUCUGGCCUCUACUCUUGUUCAGCGAUCUGAAUCUUAG
Molecule: messenger RNA, 1179 nt
Organism: Penicillium taxi
Lineage: Eukaryota; Fungi; Ascomycota; Eurotiomycetes; Eurotiales; Aspergillaceae
Product: FTR1 family protein
Exons: 3
Coding region: 1-1179 (392 amino acids)
Biological process (GO): iron ion transmembrane transport
Cellular component (GO): plasma membrane; high-affinity iron permease complex
Molecular function (GO): ferrous iron transmembrane transporter activity
Source: RefSeq, a predicted model, not a curated record